This is a messenger RNA of Cladophialophora immunda, 1272 nucleotides long. RefSeq lists its product as uncharacterized. The record is from RefSeq and is a predicted model, not a curated record. The transcript has 4 exons. Bases 1 to 1272 code for a protein of 423 amino acids. Gene Ontology annotation, biological process: carbohydrate metabolic process. Lineage: Eukaryota; Fungi; Ascomycota; Eurotiomycetes; Chaetothyriales; Herpotrichiellaceae.
AUGUUUGCAGCCAUUGGCGUGUCCUCCGAUGAUACGUGGCAAUACACACACAGCGCCAUAACGCAGUCCGAGAUCUACAACGGUGAAACCUAUGACGAUCGGAUCGAAGAUGCGAUGGAUGGAUGGAAUAGAAGCUCGACUUUCGAUGAUACGCUGUGGGAGAAUGUCAGCGUCAGUCGCCUGCAAUCUUCGGUCGAGUUGAUUUCCCCAGAUGCUCCACCGGUCAGGGUGACGGAGUCGCUGAGACCCAUGUCAAUAUUCCAGACCCCGCCAGGCAGAACGAUCGUUGAUUUUGGCCAGAAUCUUCACGCUGAGGUUCUGGAGAACGGGGAACUGGGUAGGCGACCACUACGUGAAGCCCAGAGUUAUGAUCGUGUCACUCUGGCCGGCCGUGAAUUGCAGCGAUGGUCCCCAAGGUUUACUUUUCACGGUUUUCGCUAUGUCCAGAUCGAUAGAUGGAGCACGACGGACGAAAUCCCUUUGAAUCGAGACAGCAUCCUCGCUGAAGUCAUGCACACGGACCUUCAAAGAACAGGGGCCUUUUCUUGCUCCCAACUACUGGUAAACAAGCUUCACGAAUGCGCCGUAUGGUCUAUGCGCGGAAAUUUUCUCUCCAUCCCCACCGACUGUCCUCAGAGGGAUGAAAGGCUCCGCUGGACCGGUGAUGUUCAGGUUUUUAGCCCUUCAGUGACAUUCUUGUAUGACGUCUCUGCCAUACUUGGUGGCUGGUUGCAAGAUCUCGCCGCGGAGCAAGGAGAACCAGGGCGACAUGGUAUACCCCCUCUCGCCGUCCCGAACGUUAUCGAGCGAGACCACCCUGAAGACAGUCCUUGGUGGCCAUUGUAUCCCCAGGCAGUCUGGAAUGAUGCCACGGUCAUUGUGCCCUGGCACCUCUACCAGGCGUCGGGGGAUUCGAAUAUUCCAGGGCGACAACUUCCCAGCAUGCAAGCUUGGAUCGACAGAGGUGUUAGGAGAGGCGACGGUGGCCUCUGGGAUGAAAACUUGUGGCAGCUUGGUGAUUGGUUGGAUCUCAGUGCACCACCUGAUGAUCCUGGCAGCGGACGAACCGAUGGCACUUUCGUCGCGGACUCCUAUCUGGUCCACGUAACUGGGCUCAUGCAUAAAAUUGCAGCGAUUCUCGGUUCUGAUGAAGCCGACCGCUAUCAACGCGAGUUUGAACAGCUCAAAUCGAGAUAUCAACGCAAAUGCGUCACCCCUGACGGAUUAGUUAUUUGUGAUACAAACAGCGUUGUCCCUUACAAUCAUGUUUGA